UUAAACUAAAGUCAAGAGCAUUUAGAAGGAAUGGAUCCAACGCUGUUAUGAGAUUUUUAAAUUCAGAGGAUCUUUUCAUGCUGGAAUGCAAGUACCCAGAUGUGUUGAGACCGGGCAAGGCAGGACGUCCAGAUACAACUUCUGUGAAAACCUUGCAGAAGGCAGCAGGGAGCGGAUCGUCAGAUCAUUUUAGAAGCCCUGAAGCUGCUGACGUGUUGCAGCAUGAGGAAGAACCUGCAGGCACCCCAAUGCACAGGAGAGAGAUGACAAAUUGUAGUAACUGUCCUCCUUCAAUACUGAGAAAAAGGCCACCUGUGAACCAAGCUGUGGGUGAAAAGCGAAAAUCCGAGAGAAGAGUUCGGUUUCAGGAGCCAGAAGAGAUCCACGAACAUGGUAUUUCCUGCUGUGAGUACAUGGUUGCCCAUGACAGUUCAUCCACUGGUUUGCCUACGUUCCUGUGGCUUUUGCUCUGUAUCACACUCAUCCUGGCUGUGAGUCUGUACUACAGCAGCGUGAAGCAAAAUUUCAAAGUCGUGGAAGAAUUUCAAUCUCAGCUUGUUAUCAUCUUUCUUCAGAUAAGACACGCUGCUCUGAAAUGCUGGACAUGGUUUAUGAGGCAAUAACUGUGUCCAUUGUCGGUGCGGCCCAAGACAAAGAUCCUUUUGGAUAGCAUCUAAACACAUAUUGCUGUGAAAAGGUUCAAAGCCCACUCCAGCCAGACAUCAGAGAAUGCAUUAGUCUUCCCCUGGAAGAAUAAUAAACCUGCCCUUGUUGUGCACUUUCCUAUUCCCACAGACACUUGAUUUCCUUUCCUUUUAUUAUUCUUAUUGUGUGAGUUAUGUUAGCACCCAGGGGUCCAAACCAAAAACAGGUCUCUGUUGGCUUACUUGGUAUAUAAACUAAAGAGAGAAGAAACAGAAACACAAAGGGUUUAAUUGAUAUGUCGAGGGUCUUACUGCCCAGCAGGGGCAGAAGUGGUACCUACAUUAUGCUAAAUCGCAUGUCAGGGCCUUAAUCAAAAGACCCACCUCUUUUUUUCCCCCCAUCAACUCACCUUUAUGCGGUUUUUGGAGAAGCUGAAGCAAAGCUGAAUGACUGAGCCAAUGCCGCUCUUCUGGCUGAAGGCUCAACAAACCCAUCUAUUUAAACACAUGUAGAAUCAGUGCAAGUAAAACCUUGGCAGAUGACUCAUUCCCCUUCAUGCUGCCUGCUACAUGGACAAAAGACAUCUCUCGGAAAUGUUACACUUGACUCAUGGGUGUGAAAGAGAGCAUGGAAACUCAUUUAAACAGUAAAUAGUGAUUUGCCUAAUAUCAUACAUAAUAGAAUUGAAUCCCAGGUUAAUUAUCAAGUCAGUAGUUUCAUCCUGUGAGUUUGAUUCAGUCCAUAAACCUCAUGAGCCGAGCUUACAAGGUUUCUGACAUCACCAAACAUCUUCAAUUUAUUUCCAGCUUGUAUCUAGUCAGAGAUCAUGCAUUUAGUCCAGACCUGUUUAAUUGCAGUUUAAGGCCUUACCUCAUGCAAUUAUUGACAGUUUAGGGAGGUAGAUGGUAUCUUUGUGGCCUCUAUUACUAUAUCAUAUGUAAUAUAUCUCUGAAGGGAAUUAUUUCAAGGCUGCUGCUGCAAUAAAUAUGGCACUCCUCUUUUGUGCGUGUCCAAGCAGACUCCAGCGUUUGGAGGGUUACAGCCAAGAGAGGAAAAACAAAAAAGUUGUGUCCAUGAACAACAGCUUUCAAUUUUCUAUAAACAUAAAUAGCCACAUUGCCAGCUUUUUCUUCCCUUAAUUUUGUGUCAAGUAAAGUUAAAGGAGCAAGUCUGACAAAGUACAUGCUUAUAUUUAGAAAGAUAAAGAUGAUCUGAGAAUCUGUAGGAGCAGGAGGAAAAAAUACCCAUCCACCCUCCCAAGAAGAUGGUCAGCAAUAUUUACAAGAUCACAGACCAGUGUUCUGCUAUUGCAAUUGGCCUACUUUUAAUUUUGGAUUGACAAAAAUGUCAGUGUGGCACUGCAGUGCCACAGCAAAUCAUUUUCUGAGCAGCCCACUGACUUCCCAUGAAUUAAAUGUGAACAAGGAGAGAUACCUUUCCUCAUAAGGAAAGCAUACAGCAUCUUAAUUAAAAUGAGGUCAAACAAAUUAUUGCACAAAGAUUUAAGUAUAGGAAGAAGUGACAUAAUAGCUAAUCUGUUGCUCAUCUUAGCUUGUCAUAGGCCUAGAGGCAAAAGCCUCUGAAAAGCCACCAGCACAGGAGUCAGGGAGAAGGAUUCAGCCCUGUGACUUUUUAUACAAACUGCUCAUGUGUCACAGCCUAAUAGGAUAUGCUGUACCAAUGUCUCUCCCCCGUGUUUCCUUUUUUAAGCAAUAAA
This is a messenger RNA of Alligator mississippiensis (American alligator), 2362 nucleotides long. RefSeq names its product chromosome 2 C14orf180 homolog (gene C2H14orf180). The coding region runs from base 48 to 623 and encodes 191 amino acids. The transcript has 5 exons. NCBI's taxonomy places the organism in Eukaryota, Metazoa, Chordata, Crocodylia, Alligatoridae. The record is from RefSeq and is a predicted model, not a curated record.